AUGAAGAAGAUUGGCAGGGCUGCUUUUAAGGAAAUCAACUAUUUGAAAGAGAGGAAGAAUGUGUCGGCUGAGAUUGUUGGGGCCGAGGGGUCGGCUCGUACUCAUCCUGCUCCCACCGUGUCGAAAAACCAGAAGCCUUCUGCUGCGGAAACGGCAUUGGGCAAACACUCUUCUGGGUCGGCUACGAUGGUCGGGGUUACUAAAGAACGCGACCCGGCGGCUUUGGUUUCUUCAGCGACGGAUCCUUCUUGA
Molecule: messenger RNA, 252 nt
Organism: Arabis nemorensis
Lineage: Eukaryota; Viridiplantae; Streptophyta; Magnoliopsida; Brassicales; Brassicaceae
Source: the annotation of a GenBank genome assembly